This is a messenger RNA of Gadus morhua (Atlantic cod), 2963 nucleotides long. It is a transcript of the gene adra1aa, whose product is annotated as adrenoceptor alpha 1Aa. Gene Ontology annotation, molecular function: alpha1-adrenergic receptor activity. Lineage: Eukaryota; Metazoa; Chordata; Actinopteri; Gadiformes; Gadidae. Gene Ontology annotation, cellular component: plasma membrane. The transcript has 2 exons. The record is from RefSeq and is a predicted model, not a curated record. Bases 429 to 1892 code for a protein of 487 amino acids. Gene Ontology annotation, biological process: phospholipase C-activating G protein-coupled receptor signaling pathway; cell-cell signaling; adenylate cyclase-activating adrenergic receptor signaling pathway.
GUCAGCUGCCCCUACGAUAGCGACAUCCUCAUUUAAAUGACGUGUUGACAGCGCCGACUUAAUGUUGUCGUUAUUGUAAUGGCUCUCAUUACAGCGCUCUAAAUCCCUGUUUCCUUCCCCUCACCCCCUAGUCUAGCCACAGAGACCAGAAGAUGGUAAACGGUGAACGGAAUGCAUUUACCUCAUUCUAUGGUCACAUUCACACACCGACAGCGAUGACAACCAUUCAAGGCGACAGUCAGCUCGUCGGGAGCAGUUAGGCUGAGGUGCCUUGCUCAGGGACACCUCGACACUCAGCUAUAGGAGGAGCCGGGGAUCGAACUAUCCACCUUCCGGUUACCAGACGACCUGCUCUAUCCCUUGAGCCACAUGCCACCCAGAUGCCUCCCUUUGGUGUAUAUCUGGGGCACAGGGCAACGUAACCCCUGAUGGCUGCGUUAGAGCAGAUGGUUCGCUCUCUCCCGGACGGCAUGACCUCGGAGCCUCCCGGUCACAACUGCUCCAACUGCAGCAGCCGGUGGCCGGGGCCGGGGUUCAACGUGGUGAAGGCCGUGAGCCUUGGUCUGGUGCUGGGUGGCAUCAUCCUGUUUGGCGUGGUGGGCAACAUCCUGGUCAUCCUGUCGGUGGCCUGCCACCGGCAGCUCCGGACGGUCACCAACUACUUCAUCGUGAACCUGGCGGUGGCCGACCUGCUGCUGAGCUCCACCGUGCUGCCCUUCUCCGCCAUUCUGGAGAUCCUGGACCGCUGGGUGUUCGGCCGGGUCUUCUGCACCGUGUGGGCAGCGGUGGACGUGCUGUGCUGCACCGCCUCCAUCAUGAGCCUGUGCGUGAUCUCCGUCGACCGCUACGUGGGCGUCAGCUACCCGCUGCGCUACCCGGCCAUCGUGACGGAGAAGCGGGCGUUCCUGGCGGUGGUGGCCCUCUGGGCGCUCUCCGUGGUCAUCUCCAUUGGCCCGCUGUUCGGCUGGAAGGAGCCGGCGCCGGAGGACGAGACGGUGUGCAAGAUCACCGAGGAGCCCGCCUACGCCGUGUUCUCGGCCGUGGGCUCCUUCUACCUGCCGCUGGCCGUCAUCCUGGCCAUGUACUUCCGGGUGUACGUGGUGGCCCACCGGGAGAGCCGGGGCCUCAGGGAGGGCCACAAGACGGAGUGGUCCGACUCGGAGUGCGUGACGCUGCGCAUCCACAAGGGAAACGCCGCCGCCGCCGCGGUGACGGAGGAGGACGACGCCCUACGGAGCCGCACGCACUUUGCCCUCCGCCUGCUCAAGUUCACGCGUCAGAAGAAGGCGGCCAAGACCCUGGGCAUCGUGGUGGGCUGCUUCGUGCUCUGCUGGAUGCCCUUCUUCCUCGUGCUGCCCAUGGGUGCCAUGUUCCCCAAGUACCGACCGUCGGACACCGCCUUCAAGGUCACCUUCUGGCUGGGCUACUUCAACAGCUGCAUCAACCCCAUCAUCUACCCCUGCUCCAACCUGGAGUUCAGGAAGGCCUUCCAGAGCCUGCUGGGCAUCCGCUGCCUGCGGGCCCCGCCCAAGCCCCCGCUCCGCCUGAGUCCGCUGCAGGGCCAGCGCCACGCCCACCCCCUCGACCUCCACCUGGACGAGAGGCGGGACCCCUCGCGCCUCAGCCCCCUGUCCCCCGCGGGCCUGUCCCGCACGCCUUCCUCCAGGGACGGUCGCGAGUGGAGGGCCUCGUCCGGGCCGGGGGCCCUCGGGCGGGGCCCGGUGGAGAGCGGCGGGGCCAAGGUGGCCAAACUGUGCCGGAAGAGCUUCCGGACCACCUGCUGCUGCGUCAUGGUGGGUGGGCCCCCGGAGCCCCGGCCCCCCCCUCUGGGCAAAGAGCUUCCCACCAUUAAGAUCCACCAAAUGUCUCUGAGUGAUGGAGAGCCGGUCUGACAGCAGGUCAUCGGUAAGCCCCGCCUCCGUUACUCAUCCCCUCUCCCGCCCCCGGGUGCUGCACUAUUUAUAAUCUCUCGUAGAGACGCUGACAGACUGGACAUGGCUUCCCGAGAAGGAGCCGGCGGAUGUGGUGGAGAUGGAAAGACGUGCCAUUAUAUACACAAAGCGUUGUGGAUCAAAGUCUGUGAUUGACCGGAAUGAGUUGAUGUUUACAUUUCUUUCCUAACUGAACACUGUCAGAAUUGCCUAACAUGUUGUACAUAAAUGCCAGAGGAUGAUGAAUAUAUUGUGUCGCAUCAUAAGCUGUCCCCAAAAAAGCGUUUUUCUUGCUGUAUUUGUAGCCUCAAUAUACCGACUGUUUCAAUGUUCAGACCUUGGUUUGUUGGAUUCUACAUCACAAACCCAGAAAGACUGUUGGUCUGUUGAUUUAGAACAACAACAGCUUACGUUCUGAAUAGAACUAAUUUUGUUCAUUCGCUGAACAAUAGCCCCGUUAAAACCCUUUUACCUCAUCGUCCAACCGUAUAUUUCCGGCAGAUGGACUCUGGCUGUGAUGCUUACCGGGGGGAAUCGAAGUAACCUUGUGGUUUCUGACCUAAAUCCCGACUGACCCACAAGCCUCUUACUUCACCAGAUUCAGAGCUGCCAAGUCUUGACAUGUGCGGUUUCAAAUAUCCCACUCUCAGGCAGCACUCUUCUCAUCUACGAAUCGCAUCACUCUCGCACUGCUGCACUCGAGAGGGAAUUAUUUGGUUCCUGCCUCUGAUUAUUACAAAAUUGAACGCGUGUCAUGUAGUAAAGUGAGUAGAGGGGGUCGGGCCAAUGUUAGCAUUCGCCGCGGAUACAUGCGGCCGACUUUUGUGAUGAUUCCUGACAGGACAAAAGGGCAAGUACAAGUAUUGAUCAGUUGCGGGCUUUUUCAACAGUAGCGUCACGUUGCCCUGUUUCUGAAAGCCUGAGCAAUAGUUCCGACAAUAGCCACGAAUAGCAUCAGCAAGCGCAGAGCUCAUACGCACACACACCCACGCAUGCACGCAUGUGCCCUCGCACACACACACACACACACGC